Molecule: messenger RNA, 363 nt
Organism: Didymodactylos carnosus
Lineage: Eukaryota; Metazoa; Rotifera; Eurotatoria; Philodinida; Philodinidae
Source: the annotation of a GenBank genome assembly
AUGGAGAAUAAUAAAACUGCUCUAAAAAUUGAAGAUAUCGAAGGCGAUAAUGAAAAACCGAAUGAAUUACCGACCUCAACGGCUGCUGUCGUGUCACCGACAAACACACAAAAUGAUUUAACUGAAGUCUCAUUACCGCCCAUUAAAGAUAGUGAUCAAUUACUAGAGGACAAGUCAUUUUUAGCUCCUUAUCAAACAUACGGUCAAUCAUGCACUGCGGUUGCAUGUAAUCCAUCACAAGGAUUAACAUGUUCGAAUAAAUCAUGUGGAUGUCCAAAAAAUUACUACUGGUCAACAAAUUCAUCAUUUUGUCGUGCGUAUAAUUUUCUCGUACUACAUACAGUCAGUCCUCUGUCACCAUGA